AUGAAUUUAGAAAAAGAAGUUACAUUAUUCACACUGUUUCAAGCUAUUAAUUCGUUACCUAAUCAUUUAAUUAAUGAAGCAUACGACAACGUUUAUAACUUCUGCAGUUUAACAGAAAAUGCAAAAAGUAAUUUUGAAAAAGCACGUGAUAGAUAUGCACAUUUAAUGACUUCUCCAUUUGUUUUGGUGAAGAUUCUAAAACUUUAUCAAAAGGAAUAUUAUGAUGAAUAUGUUUUACCUUUAUUACGUAAGCCAAAAAUAACAUUUGAUAUAAAACUUGAUGACUCGUUUUUGAUAACAGAUAUUAGACGUAAAGCUGAAAAUCAUCAGUAUAAAAACAGUUCUGAAGUAAUUGAGGAUUUAUCACGUGUCAUUCGUUUUGUAGAUUGUGGAAACAAAUACUUCAUUCAAAAAGACUAUAAUAUUCAUGAUAAAAUGAAUCAAAUAUCAUUCGUUCUUCAAUCAAACAUGAAAGAGUCACUCAAAAUGAUUAAAUUAUUUAAAGAAGAAGGUAAAACCAUAACAGCAUGGGACGUACUACUAAAUCAAUUAUCCUCAUUAACCGUUAUGGGUGUUUGCUUUAAAUCUGAUUCCCCAGAUGUUUUCUCAACGUUUCAAGGUUAUAAAUACAACGUUCUCGAAAAGCCUGAUUACUCAAAAAUUGAGAUGUUUAUGAAUUUCAUUAAAGAAGCCAUUUGUGAUAAUAACGAUGAAGUGUAUAAAUACCUACUCGGCUGGAUUGCAUCAAUGAUUCAACAUCCCGGAAUCAAGAAUGAAACAGCAAUUAUUUUGAAAGGACUUCAGGGAAUAGGUAAAAACAGAUUUACAGACAUUAUUUCUGAACUUCUCGCUGGUUAUUCAUGUAAAAACAUUACCGAAAUAAGUGAGCUAACGGGUAAUUUCAAUUCAGUUGUUGAAAAUAAAAUGUUUCUUGUACUUAAUGAACUCAAGAAUGUAGGUGAAGACAGACUCGCAAACUUCAACGCUUUGAAAUCAAUUAUAACGGAUAAUGAGAUAAGAAUUAAUGAAAAGAAUCAACCCAGAAGAACUGCUCAGAAU
Trichomonas vaginalis G3 is the source of this 1059-nucleotide messenger RNA. RefSeq lists its product as uncharacterized. The record is from RefSeq and is a predicted model, not a curated record. The annotation marks the transcript as partial. Lineage: Eukaryota; Parabasalia; Trichomonadida; Trichomonadidae. The transcript has a single exon.